Molecule: messenger RNA, 3777 nt
Organism: Cantharellus anzutake
Lineage: Eukaryota; Fungi; Basidiomycota; Agaricomycetes; Cantharellales; Hydnaceae
Exons: 5
Coding region: 1-3777 (1258 amino acids)
Source: RefSeq, a predicted model, not a curated record
AUGAGUCGCUCGGAGAAUAGUAGUAGUGUUGGUCGCGAUUUUACUCAGGCUCGAGCUCAGGCUCCCCAAUCUCUCCAUCAACAUCAACACGCUGCAUCCGCAACGAACGGAAGCAAGAAGAACGCGAUCCAUAAUAAUAGUGUGACUCCAGCUCCUGGCCCCCUUGUUGCUACGUCCUCUCCGAAUUCUUCGGCCUCUUCUACUACUGUGUCAGCGUCUACGUCCUCUUCUACAACUCCAACUCCUACUUCUAUGACUACGAAUAACACUACGCUUCCGACGAUAGCCGGUACGAUGGAUAAAUCCCCCAUACCUAUUGUCGUCGUUCCUCGUACGCCACCUUCAUAUCAUGUCACUAGCGCCGCUACACGCAAUUCCACGGGAACUACGCCACCGAUGGCAGAAGACUCUUCUUCCCUCAUCGCUACCCCUUCCACGAACAACCCACCCAUCGGAAGACACCCAUCUCCUCUUACUCCACCUCUUACGCCCGCACACGCGCUCUCCUCUUCGUCAAAACUGAUCGAAGAGGUUGACGAAAGUGUGGGAUUCGUCGAAAGUAAUAUCGUCGGAAAUGAUGCUCAUUCUACACCUCCUGCAUCCACUGGCAAAGAUAAGCCGACGUAUGUGGGGGGACAACAAGGUCGUUAUGUUCCCCUCACACCCGUCACACCAAAGCAAGGAAAUCCGUCUUCUUCUUCGUUUGAUUCUCCCCAUUCCUCUGGCACUAAUUCCCUAGUGGAGCCCACCUCUAUCGCAAGUUCGCCAUAUGGGUCAUCUUCAGAUGAGGUCGUCGGCUCCACUCCGAACGGCGGGUUGGAUACGGGUAUUGGAUUAGGUGGUGUCAGCGUGGUGGGCGUGGAAGGGAAUCUCGAUGCUCCACAGUCACCGGGUCGAUUUCUGUUUUUGUACGUCGGUCCAGGUCCAGUGGGAGCUGGGGCGUCGACGGUGGGAUCUGAAUGUGAGAAGGGGAGUGGUGGAUCCGAGGCUACGAUUGGCUCGUGGGAUGUUGAGAAAAUGAAGGAGGAAUUUGGGGCAUUUGGUGAUUUGAAGGGGAUGUAUAUUGGCUUACUGGCAAAGCAUGGCAUCAUUAUACUGGCGUUUUAUGAUGUCCGUACCGCUAUACAUGCGCAUCAAGCUUUCCUCUCGUCGAGGUUCAUCCCCUCGCUGCAAAUGACGAACAACGGCAAUGGGAAGAAAGUUGCAUCCAGAUUCGUUUCAAUUAGAGAACUCUACCGCCUCGUUGGACCUUCGAAAUUCAUUUCAGAGUCAAAUGGUACACUCGAGAUCACGCUCAUUCCAGUAUCCCCUCUUUCCGCAAUGGUCCCAUCUCCCCAUCCUGCUUUUCCUGCCACUUCAACCGGAACACCGCCGACGUUACGUAGGUUUCUGGAAAAUUAUGGAGAUCUCAUGAGUUUCCAAGUGCAGCAAGAGAGAAAAAAGCCACCGCCACAAGCUUCGCUACCCGAAGAAGUCCAGGGUCCUUUUGUGUUGGUGUAUAGAGUCGAGUAUUUUGAUUGCAGAGCUGCGAGGGUCCUUAUUACCACUUUUGGAUCUUCCGACGCCAAUGCUGCAGUAGGCGACCAACCCAACAAAGGAAAGAAGGGUGGUGGGGAAGGAGAAAGAGGUAUCGUUCGACUUUUCAUCGAAGGUAAAGGAGAGGGGGUCGUGAAGCUGAGCGUUCAAUUGGUGGAACAUCCCAUCCCUGAGGUAACCCUUGUCGCUGCCGCCAACGAUGGCGGUAUGGGGAAGGAAGGCGUGGGUAAUAAUGAUGGUGGCGCUGCCAGUGGGGCGCCUCCUGGCACGCCGCUGUUGCCAUCUUCAAAGACAAAGGCGUUAUUGGAUGUUGAUAAUUCGCGAAAGCGAACGACGCCUUCUCCACCUUUUACGAGACGUUCUUCGACUGGUUCAGCGUCUUUCUUACCUGGAGAAUUAACGAGUUUGCAGAUGGAGCUUGGAGCUAUUGCGAGGCGUUUGCAGUCGAAGAAGGAUGAAGACUCUGAGCAGGGGGAUGUUCAACGUUCUGCGAACGAAGUAGAGGAGAGGGAGGGUGAGGAUGCUGGAGCAGCCGUUGAAGGCUCUGGUACUGGUGGAGAUGAGCAGAAUGCUGCCAUUUCGGGAUCUGGUGGAGGUGGACGAAAGGGUAAGAUGAAAGCUACUCCAAGGACGGCACCUGCUACGCCUCGUCGCGAUCUUUCUAUUCUUCCUGAUUCAGUUGCUUCCCAAACGCGACAAGGACAUCCUCAUUCUACUUCUUCUAUUUCUUCCCAAUACCCUUCCAUUUCUUCUAUUACCUCCAAUGGUCUCGGAUUCGUUCCUGGUCAUCAAGCCGACGCCAAUGGCGCCGCAGACGACUUGUAUAAAGAGGAAAUUAAAAGCGCAAUCGGACGCGUAGAAGGCGAGAUGGCACUUUUUGCUCCAGGCGGACCCGGUAAUCUGUCAUGGAAUCAUGGUCCGAAUUCAGCUCCCACCAUUACCGAGUGGGCGCCUGCUAGCGCUGUCGUUCCUCCCCAUACUUCAUCCCCGCAUGUUCCCUGGGCAGCUCCGCAUCAUUACGCUCAAUCUUAUUCAGCCCAGUACUAUCAUUCGAACUCUCCUGCUUCUAAUGCUCCUUCCUCGAGGACCGCAGCUCCCGUUACCCUUGCGCUUCCGCCUCCCCAUCCUGGUAUGAUGCCUGUUUCGCUUUCGCCUGUCCCUCAUGCCGUACAUUGGGGUUCGCCUGAGGAUCCUGCAACAGCAUCGCACGCACACUUGUUUACCCCACCUUACAUUCCUGCGUACUCACCUCAGCCUGCCGCCGAGCCUUACGGAGUGGAAGCCAUGAACGGGGGUGAUUCCUCAGACCCUGGAGACAAGACGGUCGCGAGUGCUAUAUCAGACCCAGCGAGGCUCUACGACGUAUACCCUCAUCCCAACCUUAACAUGGCGAUGCCACCUUAUGCCUACGCUACACUUUCGCAAACUCAAACUACAUCCCCUAACUCUGCUCAUUUUCAAUCGGUCGCGCCCAACUAUCCUCUUCCUCUCCCCAAUGUUACCAACCACCACCCUUCACCUCCACCCCACCAUGGCCAUGCCACUCAUUUUCCGCUUGCUCACCACUCCAUCCCUUACUACGACUAUGCGCCAUACGCACCUGGCGUGUACCUUCAGCAUAGUCACGCAUCUCCCCUCCCCGGAUUAGCAGCACCGUCGAAUGCCUCUGCAUCGGCGAGUGAUUCGCCUCAUGUUGGGACGCCUACGUCUGCUUCAGGAUGGGGCCCGGAGGACCACGCUGCGGAGGGCGCCCAUCAAUCCACAGCGCAUUAUUCCGCUCAAACGACACCGGGUUGUGUCUCUGGGAGAGCAAAUACUCGUUCCGGUAGCGACAGUGGAUUGGAAGCCGUCACGAAGAAUCCAAGAUGGAGGGGGAAUGCGUAUGCAGGUCAUGAAGUCCACGGCAUGCUGAAUGGGACUUCGGAUUCUUCUCUUUCCGCGGGCUCUUUGCCGACCCGAAUGAAGUCUCAUCAUCAUGAAGUCAAAAUGCCAACAACCCCCGGCCAACGGUUCUCCUCAAGUUCGGCCAGUCUUGCCUCUGGGUCAGGCUCUUCCUUGGUUGGGGCUCUAGGCCGCGGUAUCCAUGGAUCUGGACUUCGUACUAGUAUGACGCUUGGUGGGAUGAAUAGAGAGAGGAAACCCAUCCCUGAAGCGAAUAUUAUCGAUGUGGAGAGGAUCGAGGCGGGGUUGGAUACGAGGACUACGGUCAUGUUGAAGAACAUUCCGAAUAAGGCAAGUUGA